This is a messenger RNA of Alexandromys fortis (reed vole), 1195 nucleotides long. Its product is annotated as nebulin-like. The record is from RefSeq and is a predicted model, not a curated record. The transcript is spliced from 5 exons. Gene Ontology annotation, biological process: cardiac muscle thin filament assembly. The coding region runs from base 195 to 1103 and encodes 302 amino acids. Gene Ontology annotation, cellular component: Z disc. Gene Ontology annotation, molecular function: actin filament binding. Lineage: Eukaryota; Metazoa; Chordata; Mammalia; Rodentia; Cricetidae.
ACUCAGCUCUUUCUCGUGUACUACCAACAUCCCCCAUGCUCCUCUGCCCCUCUCCUCAAGCCCUUGGGUUUUCAGCUACUAGAGGGCAUGUCUAACAUUCGCAACACUGUGGUCUGACAUCUUGGCAGAGUGUGUAUAAAGCAGACCUGGAGUGGCUGCGUGGGAUUGGCUGGAUACCAGAGGGCUCCGUAGAAAUGACCAGAGUGAAGGGCGCUCAGGACCUUGUGAACGAAAGACUGUACAGGACACGACCAGAGGCCCUGAAGUUCACCUCCAUCGUGGACACUCCCGAAGUUGUCCUAGCAAAAGCCAAUUCUCUGCAAAUGAGUGAGAGGCUGUAUCAGGAAGCCUGGAAUAAAGACAAAACCAACAUCAGCAUUCCCCUGGACACUCCAGCCAUGCUGCAGGCUCAGAUCAAUGCCUUGCAGAUUAGCAAUAAACUCUACCAAAAAGACUGGGAUGAAGCCAAGCAGAAAGGCUAUGACUUACGAGCGGAUGCCAUUGAAAUCAAGCAUGCCAAAGCCUCCAGAGAAAUCGCCAGUGAGUACAAAUACAAAGAAGGUUACAGAAAGCAACUGGGCCACCAUGUGGGUUUCCGCAGCCUGCAAGAUGACCCCAAGUUGGUAUGGUCUAUACAUGCUGCCAAGAUCCAGAGUGACAGGGAAUACAAGAAAGCCUAUGAGAAGUCUAAAGGGAUUUACAACACACCCUUGGACAUGAUGUCAAUUGUUCAAGCCAAGAAAUGCCAAGUCCUGGUCAGCGACGUUGAUUACCAUAAUUACCUGCACCAGUGGACAUGCCUGCCGGAUCAGAACGAAGUGAUCCAGGCUAAGAAAGCCUACGAGCUGCAGAGUGAUAACGUGUACAAGUCAGACCUGGAAUGGAUGAAGGGUAUCGGAUGGUUGACAGAGGGUUCUGUGGACGUCGUGCGAGUGAAGAAUGCUCAGAAUCUUCUGAACGAGAGGUUGUAUCGUAUAGGGCCCGAGGCCUACAAAUUCACAAGCAUUGUCGACACCCCAGAAGUGAUCCUGGCGAAGACCAACGCUGUGCAGAUCAGUCAGGUAAGCUGCUGUGGUUCUGUGUCCAAGAGAAGUCUCAGUUGAGGGGAAUUCAAGUGGUGAACUUCAAAUUGCCACUAUCACAGGAAGUAAGAUCUGGGGCACAGCUGAGUCCACAUCUUCAGCCAGUCAGCCAU